Molecule: messenger RNA, 1592 nt
Organism: Papaver somniferum (opium poppy)
Lineage: Eukaryota; Viridiplantae; Streptophyta; Magnoliopsida; Ranunculales; Papaveraceae
Product: L-2-hydroxyglutarate dehydrogenase, mitochondrial-like
Exons: 5
Coding region: 120-1385 (421 amino acids)
Cellular component (GO): mitochondrion
Molecular function (GO): (S)-2-hydroxyglutarate dehydrogenase activity; (S)-2-hydroxy-acid oxidase activity
Source: RefSeq, a predicted model, not a curated record
CAACAACUAUAUCGUUUCCCGGUUUGUUAUUAUAUUUUUUCAUUUUCUUUCUCUUUUUUGGAUAAAGUCAUUAGUAUUUCCUCAGUUGACAAACAAAUUCAACAGUCAAAAAGGAAAUAAUGAGAUUAGGAUUUCGAAAGACCUUCAAACUGAAAGAAAUUUCCUUAACUAGUUCUAAAUCGAAGGGAUUUUGUACUAGAAUCCAUGAGGGAGUCCCAAAAGAAAGAGUAGACUGUGUUGUAAUUGGAGCUGGAGUUGUAGGAAUAGCUGUAGCUAGAGAACUUGCUUUGAAAGGUAGAGAUGUUUUGGUAAUUGAAUCUGGUUCUACUUUUGGUACCGGAACUAGUUCCCGGAAUAGUGAAGUCAUUCAUGCCGGAAUUUAUUACCCUCGCAAUUCUCUCAAGGCAGAUUUUUGUGGAAGAGGGAGGAAAUUGCUUUAUAACUAUUGUGCUGAUCAUGAGGUUCCUUACAAACAAAUUGGGAAACUUAUAGUUGCUACCAAAACUUCAGAGAUUCCAAAGUUGGUAGAUCUUCAGAAUCAUGGAACAGAAAAUGGGGUUGAAGGAUUAAGGAUGAUAGAUGGCAUAGAAGCCAUGCGGAUUGAAUCGGAACUACAAUGUGUGAAAGCUUUGCUAUCCCCGGUUUCUGGGAUAGUUGAUUCACAUUCCCUAAUGCUAUCUUUAGUGGGGGAAGCUGAAAAUUCUGGAGCAACGUUCUCUUACAAUACUGCUGUAAUUGGUGGGCAUCUCAGAGAAAACCAAAUCUACAUUCAUAUUUCUGAGAGCAAGAAUCUUGAAGGGUGUUCACCAUUGCGACCAGAGCUUAUACUCAUUCCAAAGCUUGUAGUGAACUCGGCAGGUCUGAGUGCUCCAUCGCUUGCAAAAAGAUUUGAUGGCAUAAAAAGUAGUUUUAUCCCUGCGUCUUAUUAUGCCCGUGGUUGUUACUUCUCUCUAACCAAUAUAAGUACAUCUCCUUUCAAACAUUUAAUUUAUCCAAUCCCGGAGGAUGGUGGUCUUGGAGUUCAUGUUACACUAGACUUGGAUGGUCGUGUUAAGUUUGGCCCAGAUGUUGAGUGGAUUGAUGGCAUUGACGAUACAUCAAGCUUCUUAAACAAGUUUGACUAUUCUGUCUCUGCAAAACGCGUAGAAUCUUUUUACCCAGAGAUAAGGAAGUACUACCCUAAUCUGGUGGAUGGGUCUCUGGAAGCAGGUUAUGCAGGGCUCAGGCCAAAGCUUUCUGGUCCUGGACAGGCUCCAGUUGAUUUUGUAAUACAGGGAGAAGAUAUACAUGAGGUACCUGGACUUGUAAACCUGUUUGGAAUAGAGUCACCUGGUCUAACCUCUUGUAUGGCGAUCGCCGAACACAUUGCUUCCAAGUACAGCUGAGAGCCUGAAGUCAUGGCUGUUUUUCUAAUGUAUGGGUUUCUUUGGGAAGUUCUUUUUUUCAGCAAGCCUUUCCCCGUAAAGCUGAGCUUGAUAGUGCGCUCAUUUCAUUUUAUGUUAACCCUGAAAUAUAAAACUUCCAUAUACAAGCUGUUAUGGAUCGCACGGCAUGUGUUUUUUUUUUAAUAAAUUGCUUUCCCAUGUGCUCUU